CUGCCUCCGCCCGUAUCCCGCGCGACCUCUUUUUGCCUUCUCUGCAAUUCAAACUCCCCUUUGUACUCGUUCAUCCGUUCUGUAUUUUUCACACCAGAUUUCUUUUUUUUUGAUUAUUCGGCAUCUUUACCAUUAGACACCCCGACAUGUACCGUAGCGCCGUCCGGUCGACGCCUCGCGCCGUGAGCGCCGCCCGCCAGUCGGCAAUUCGCGCAGCCCCUCGACGAUUCGCCUCGACGACACCUGCCGACAAGCCCCGGUCAUGGAAGGGUGCAGCAUUGAGAUGGGGUCUUGCCGCCGGUGCCGUCUACUGGUAUAACACGAGUCCGGUCUUUGCCGAGGAGCCUCUUCCGCGAACGAUCCCUGCCCCGUCCCAGUUCUCCGAGUCCGACCUCACCACUGUUGAUGCCAUUGUCGAAGAGAAGCGCAAGCGGGCCAUUGUGAAGGCCGAGGAGGCCAAGCCUGCCCCUGCCGCCGCCCCCGUCCCGACAGAAGCGAGCGAGAAGACUCAGGAGGUACUUCAGGGUGGCGAAGAUGCGCCGGCGCCCGGCUCCCCCGAGGCGCUGGAGGCCGAGGCCGGCCAGCAGGGUGCAUUUAACCCCGAGACGGGCGAGAUCAACUGGGACUGCCCAUGCCUCGGCGGCAUGGCUGACGGCCCUUGCGGCGAGGAGUUCAAGGCUGCUUUCAGCUGCUUCGUCUACUCCAAUGAGGAGCCCAAGGGCAUGGACUGCAUCGAGAAGUUCCAGGGAAUGCAGACGUGCUUCCGGAAAUACCCCGACAUCUACGGCGCCGAGCUGGCCGACGACGACGAGGCUCCCGAGGGCGCCCCGCCCGCCCCCGAUGCCACCGGCGACGCGACCGAUGCCCCGCCUGCCGCGAAAAAGGAGACCAAGGCUGACUCCCCAGACCAGGCCCCCAGGUCGGAGAUCAAGAGCGAGUCGGAGGAGAAGCAGGCCGCGGCUAAGCCCGACGCCCAGGAGCAGAAGAAGGAGGCCCCGAAGGUGCCCGAGCCGGAGCCUGUCGACCUCACCCAGCCCAACACCAAGGCCACAGAUGCCACAGCGGCCAACAACAACUAAUAUGAAGUAAACCAAAAAAGGAGGUGUUUUUGCCGCUUGUCUCUACCAAAGAAAACACGGCGUGUGGCUGUACGAGGACGGGGGGAAAGGGAUGUGGUGCGCUGCGAAAGCGCGGCUAAUGACACCAUGACUGGAAAUUCGGGCGUAUCUCAUGUACCAUAAUCGUGUACAAAGUGUACCAGUACGACGAAAGAAAAACAAUAGACAUACACUUCUCUGAGCGAUUGUGUCUUUCAUUUUCUUGCUUUGUCUUUGAUAAAACUGCGAUCGACUGUCAGAUUGCACGGCAAACAU
This is a messenger RNA of Colletotrichum destructivum, 1373 nucleotides long. RefSeq names its product Putative mitochondrial intermembrane space import and assembly protein. NCBI's taxonomy places the organism in Eukaryota, Fungi, Ascomycota, Sordariomycetes, Glomerellales, Glomerellaceae. The coding region runs from base 147 to 1079 and encodes 310 amino acids. Gene Ontology annotation, molecular function: protein-disulfide reductase activity. Gene Ontology annotation, biological process: protein import into mitochondrial intermembrane space. The record is from RefSeq and is a predicted model, not a curated record. Gene Ontology annotation, cellular component: mitochondrial intermembrane space. The transcript has 3 exons.